Molecule: messenger RNA, 1576 nt
Organism: Pieris napi
Lineage: Eukaryota; Metazoa; Arthropoda; Insecta; Lepidoptera; Pieridae
Exons: 1
Coding region: 16-1575 (519 amino acids)
Source: RefSeq, a predicted model, not a curated record
UUGAAUGAUAUUCAAAUGGUAGGUCCGAUGGUACAAGACGAUCUUUUGUCUAUUCUUUUAAGGUUCAGACAACAUAAGUAUGUUAUCGUCGCUGACAUAGAGAAAAUGUACCGAAAAAUACUUGUUCAUCCUGAUGAUAGAUACCUGCAGCAUAUAUUAUGGCGUGAUAACCCAUCUCAAUCCCUUAGAGCUUUCCAAUUAAAUACUGUAACAUAUGGUACCGCGAGUGCACCAUUUCUCGCUACAAGAUGUCUGAAACAAUUGGGACUCGAAUGUCAAGACCACCAGAUAGCAGAAGUCAUUCUCCAUGAUUUUCUCGUCGAUGAUUUGUUGAGUGGGGGGGAUGAUCUGAGUGUAGUGAGGAAUAUUCGCGAAAAAGUAAUAACCACACUAGGCUCAGCUGGUUUAUUCCUACGAAAGUGGAAGUCUAAUGAGCCUCAAUUAAUUUCAGAGUCUGCAACAGAAGCCUCGCAUAAUCUUAAUGUUGGGGGGAAUGAGCCAAGUAAGACCUUAGGUUUAGGUUGGCUACCUGUUUGUGAUGAUCUUUAUUUCCCAAUUGGGUUCUCUACUGCGGCUAACACAAAACGUACCUUGCUUUCAGUGAUCUCACAAAUAUUUGAUCCUUUAGGUCUUCUCUCUCCUGUUGUCAUUAAAUUUAAGAUUAUAUUACAAAGUUUAUGGUUGCAGAAUCUAUCAUGGGAUGAACCUCUUCCUUCGCACAUCCAAGCACUCUGGAUGGAUGCUACUAAAAAUUUAAAUGUGUUAAAUAAUUUACGGGUAUCACGUCAUGUAAUGAUUAACUCGUAUGAACAAUUAGAAAUUCAUGUGUUUUCGGACGCUUCUGAAAGGGCAUACGGUGCCUGUUUAUACAUACGUAGUAGUGAUCGUAGCGGUAAUGUAUUAGUACGUUUAUUAACAGCUAAGAGUAGGGUAGCACCGAUUAAACCAACUACAAUACCACGGCUCGAGCUUUGUGGAUCUCAAGUGGCUGCAAAACUAUAUAAAAAGGUUUGUAGUUCGUUAAGAAUUAAAGUUACGAAAUCAUUUUUCUGGACUGACUCUUCCAUUGUAUUAGGUUGGCUUAAGAUGUUGCCAAGUAAAUUAAAUACGUUUGUAAGGAAUCGCGUCGGAGACAUUUUAGAAAUAACCGGUGAUUGUGAAUGGCGUCAUGUUCCUACCGCUCAAAACCCAGCUGAUUAUGUUUCUCGAGGAGUUAAAGUCGAUGAUAUUGAAUCACUAAACAUAUGGUGGUCAGGACCAAACUUUUUACAGAAGUCUUAUACUGAUUGGCCUUCCAUUUUAGUACAAUGUGAACCAUUGCCAGAAAUGCGUAAUGAGGUAUGUUUACUUAACAUUGCUCAUCCAAUAGAAUUCAUUCAAUUUGAACGCUUUUCAAAUUUAAACAGACUACGACGUGCUAUAGCUUAUCUACUUAGGUUUAUUGAAUCGUGUAAGGGUCGACGUGCUGUAACUAAUUACCUUACUGAAACAGAAUUAAGUAAUUCACUUAACGUUAUUAUUCGUUCUGCUCAGAGAGAAUCUUUUCAUAUGAUAAAAAACAUCCUUUACUAUUAAU